AAAAUACUUAAUACUUUAGAGCAUCUUUCGCUUGGCCUCCGCCCUAGAAGGAAAUCCUUGAACCGAAGAAGCUUCGUUCGUCGAAGCCGUCUCACCGCGGUCGGUUCGGAAUCCGGCGCCGGAUUUUGAGGCUGAAGCUGUUUUUGAUCGGAAGUUUAUUAAGAUGAGAGUGAGACGGUUGGAUCGCAGAGGACGCUCUGGUUAUAGAGGCUUACCCAAUCAAUUGGUGGAUAGGGGUUCACCUGCGGAUCAGGAGAGUCAGUCCACGCAUGAUGAUUGUGAUGACAGUUCACCUUAUUCAACACAGCCUGCUCUAAAACCUGUUACAUUUACACCUGCUGUACUGUCCCGUCCAAUAUCAACAUCUGCUGGUCAUGCAGAAGUUGAAUCCUCAUCAUCUUCCAUUUCUACUCCUUGUGCUAGUGGAGACACUACUCCUGAUGCUGACCCUCCUACUACUAGUGAAACUCGGACAUUAUCCAUGGAUGGUUUGGCCUUUGCUAGUGAAUUGAAGAGGCCAUGUAUACAACUAGUGAAUGGAGUGUUGCAUCCUUCUGAUGUUUGUGCUCGAAAGAUCACAUCCAUCUUUAAAGAAAGAAUGGAUGACAGUGGAUAUUGUUGGAAGAAUGUUUCCAAAAAGACAAAAGAUCUUUAUUGGAAUAAAUUUCAGAAACACUUCAUGUGGGAUGAGUCGAUAUCAUCCGUUAUCAAGAUGGCAUGGCAGCGUAAGGCUGCAGAGCGCUAUAGAGCACUAAUGUGUAGUUUAAGAAAAAAAAAAGACAAAACCAUACAUGUGAGUGAUUCUACAUGGCAAAUAUGGAAUGAAGCAUGGAAUUCUCCAGAAUUUAAAGCUCGGAGCUUGAAAUUCACUGCAAACCGACUCACUGAGAUUGGAGGGCCUGGGUCCGGUAUAUCACGACACACGGGAGGCUCUAUUUCCCACACAUGCCAUGCGGAAAGAUUGCGAUCGAAGCUUGGCCGAGACCCUCUUCCUUAUGAACUUUUCGAAGUGACCCAUACGAGGAAGGGUACCUCUAAGCUUGUUGAUGCACGAGCUGAGACUAUUAAGGAUCGUUAUUUGGACCUUGUAAUGCAGUCAUCUCAAACACAGAAAGGAGAUAGUGAGGUCCCUAUCGUGAACAAAGCAGCUCUAUACUAUCAAGCUGUGGGGGGAGAAAAGAAGCAUCGAGUUUAUGGAGUAGGAUCACAGGCAUUUGUCUUUUACCCUCAGUCAUCUCAGACAUUGUCCGCAAGGACAUCAUCUGAGAUGUUGCAAACUGAGAUUAGACGACUUCGUCAGACUGUUGAUCAGUUACAAGAAAGUAAUAAGGAGCUUCGACAGAGUCUACUUCAGAUGAGGGAGGAGCAAGGUCAAUAUCAUGAGGAUAUAAUGUGUCAAAUGCAAGAGAUGAUGAUGCAGUUAGAAGCUAGGUUCCUUCAGCGCUCACAAUCUACUACUCAGGAUUCAACCUAUUAAUGAUGAUCAUGGUGUUGAUCAUUUAGGUCAUUUGUAGUUUUCUUUGUUAUUUAUCACUCUGUUUUGUUGAACAAAUUUAUUUGAACACUUGCGAUCUAUAUGAAUUAAUGAUAUUAUUAAUGGUUAGUAUA
Dioscorea cayenensis subsp. rotundata (Guinea yam) is the source of this 1608-nucleotide messenger RNA. RefSeq lists its product as uncharacterized. The transcript has 7 exons. The coding region runs from base 164 to 1477 and encodes 437 amino acids. NCBI's taxonomy places the organism in Eukaryota, Viridiplantae, Streptophyta, Magnoliopsida, Dioscoreales, Dioscoreaceae. The record is from RefSeq and is a predicted model, not a curated record.